GGGACUUGCGGUACAAAAAGUUGUCUUAUGAGGCUAAGUCUUAUUAGUGACUGUUUUACUUCACUAAAAAAUGGUGAACAAAAUAUGAUACGAUCAUUUUUUUGGAUUUUUUUUUUGCAAUAAUUGAUUAUCAAUUCAAACAAAAUGAAACUGUCUAGUAGCAUUUUUCUUCUUGCUACACUUUCAAUUCUACACUUGUGCAAUAUUUCAUAUGCGAUUUAUGACCCAAGAGAAUCGCAUCCUGCUAAACCUGCCAAACGGCGUGAGAAAAUUAUCCCAUGGUAUUUGUUGAGUAGAACAACCGAAACCUCGGCCUUCGCUGACCAGGGUGAAAAUGUAGAUGGAGGACACCGAAAACCUAUUAUUGUCAAUGAUGGUAUUCGCAGAGACGGAAUUUCGAAUGGAAUAUCUGAAGGAAAAAUCGAACAAGAAACUAUCCCAAGCUACCCUAAUAUCAAUCAAGCAAUCCAAGACUUUGGUGAUAACUUGGACGUGCAACUAUCCCAUCUCUCUGAUCAGACUUUUGUAGAUGUCGGUGAAAAUUACGAUGAAAACGGACGGUUUCAUGAGAACUAUAACAAUCCGCAAGCAUACGAAGACUUUGCAAUUGAGAUUAAAAAACCAUAUAAAGACACCAAGAUUCUGACUGCUGACCAAGUUCAAGCUACCAAAACUGCAAAAUAUGACUCUGCAAGGGGGGCUCAGUGCCCAACUCCACAAGCAACAGGUCAAUUUAUUUAUCCACCAGACUGUAAGUUUUUUGUCAACUGCUGGAAUGGAAGAGCAUUUGUUCAACCAUGUGCACCAGGAACAUUAUUCAAUCCAGAAACGCUGGAGUGUGAUUUUCCAAUGAAAGUCAAGUGUAAUAGACUAGAAUCAGCAGAUCUGAUAAAUGCACACUACGUACCACCUAUAUCUAUGAAGAAACAACCAGUUUUAGCAGGAUCACAGGGUGAAUGGAGGACACAAGAACCUGACAAGAAUCCGACAUGUCCACCUGAGCUUACUGGUUUGGUACCACAUCCAAGUGAUUGUACUAAGUUCUUACAGUGUGCAAAUGGUAACACGUUUGUCAUGGAUUGUGGCCCAGGCACAGUUUUCAAUCCAGCAGUAAGUGUUUGUGAUUGGCCAUAUAAUGUGCAAGGGUGUGAAGAUGCUUUGAAACCUAAAUUAGAAACAACUACUGUCCCAUUUUGGAAAAAAAUUGAUGUGAGAGGAGAUUUUCAAGUGGCACCCCACCUUCCAUCAGAAUCAUCAAGUCCAUACAACGUAAUAAGUUGCCCUGAUGGUUAUAAUGGUCUAGUGCGACAUCCUAGCGAUUGUACUAAGUUCUUACAGUGUGCAAAUGAUAACACGUUUGUCAUGGAUUGUGGCCCAGGCACAGUUUUCAAUCCUGCAGUAGGUGUUUGUGAUUGGCCAUAUAAUGUGCAAGGGUGUGAAGAUGCUUUGAAACCUAAAGUAGAAACAACUACUGCCCCAUUUUGGGAAAAAAUUGAUGUAAGAGGAGAUUUUCAAGUGGCACCCCACCUUCCAUCAGAAUCAAGACCAUCCGACGUAAUAAGUUGCCCUGAUGGUUAUAAUGGUCUAGUGCGACAUCCUAGCGAUUGUAAUAAGUUUUUACAAUGUGGUGAUGGAAAUAUGCAAGUGAUGGACUGUACACCCGGAACUGUAUUCAAUCCUUCACUAAGUGUUUGCGAUUUUCCCUAUAACGUUGAAGCUUGUGGUACAGACACGAAUGUGCCACAGAACUCACAGUUUCGACCUAAUGUAUUUGGGCAACAUUCAAGUGGACGGGACUCACAUGCCGAAAGCAGUCAACGUGAAACGAUUCCUGAGCAUAGUAGCUACCCAGAAAAUGUAGCGCACAUUCCACGUGGUAAUCAGAAUCAUCACCCAAACAAUAUCCAUCCGGGGCAAGACAAUAUUAAUCCUAAUAAAAAUUGGCAACAGUAUUUCAAUAAUCAUGAGCAUGCGCAUGUAGAUAUCAAUGAUAGAACUUUUGAAACUGGAGAACACAAAACCACAAGUCCGCAGAAUAAAAAUCACUCUAAUCGCAGAUGGAACGGAGUGAGUUGGAUUUAUACCAAUGAUCCCAAUGAUGGGUAUGGCCUCACUCAUGAUUCCGAAGUAAGUUACAGUAGCAUCAGUACCGUUCAAGAAAAUCGUAGAGAUGGGCAGCCACAGCACAGUCUUACCCCUCAUUCAGGAACACAGAGUUCCGGUGGAUUUAACGGAAACAUUUACGUAGAUACUAAUUAUAAACUGACAGAACAAAGUGAGUUCCCAAAUAAAAAUAAACAUUAUGGUCAUGAGAAACCAUUUCCUGCAUGGAAACCAGAAUGGUCUACAACAGCGAACAGUCAUACAAACCAACAAGGAUCGAAUCAAGAUGAGACAAAUGUUGAUGAACCAGAUCAAAUUCCACAGAGUUCAUCAAAUGUUCAAUACAAAGAUGUAGAGCGUCCUAAUAUCAAUGCGCAACAUUCAAGGACUACAGGUUCAACCACGUUCGAUGUUGAUAAAAAUACUGGUUCCACAAGCAGCAUGAUUAUUUAUAAUAUUUCGCAUAACAACAGCAUGUACAAAAAUAGUACUAAACCAGACUCAAAUAUGGCUAUCAAUAGCAAUGAUUCUCUUUCACUGACCCAGAAUGACAAGCUUUUUAUUGGGCAUAAAGACAACAACAAUUCACUGCACUCAUCAUUAAUAAACCCUCAUGUCACAGACAAGCAAGGGUUUGGUAGAGAAUACUGGCACGCUACAGAGGGAAAUGUGAAUGAUGAAACAGCUCCAAAAAGUGUCUCUAACAUUUUUACAAGUAAUAUGAUAAAAAACAAAAAUCCGAUAGACUUGAUCACAAAGAAAGUGGAGUUUAUCGAUCGAAAAAUGUAUAGAAAUGAAAAUACUGCAAAUGAAAGUAGAAUAUAUACAAUCACUAAACACUUCAAUCUGCCUGAAAAUGAUUCGUUAGAUUUUUCAUCAGGAAACAUGGAUGCUGAUGCAGGUUUUAGGAAAACUGAUCAGGAACUUGAUUCCAAAUUAGAUCAAUGGACAAUGAAAACGAAUUUGUUUCAUAAAGGCCGUAGUAAUCCUGGCACCAAAACCGUGAUGCAAGAAAAAAAGUUCCCAUUUACAACAAAUGUAAAUAACGAUAAACAGAAUUCAACCACAGUUGUCAACAGCAGAGAAUGGAUUUCAAGUGAAAUAUAUAUAAACGUAAAUGGAAUACCGGGUCAUUACAUUACAAAAGAUAUCGAAAUCGAUCAAGGACAUUCUGAUACUGACCAGUAUGGUAAUAGUAAUGAUCACCGUGUUAAUAUUUUAGACGUGGCGAGAGAAUAUCAUACAACUGAGAGAAACUUGCCAGACAUUUCCAUUGAAUUAGAUAAUCAUAAAAUUAAUCCUGAGGAGGUCAUUGAAGGUGAGACAAAUAAUAACGAUUCGAAUUCUGCCUUCGAUGAAUGGGUAGAGGGUGAAUCGAUUGAGGGAGGUAUAGCAGAUAGCAAGAAUAAUCGGAGGCCGAAAUUAGUUUUUGAAAAUAAAACUACCAGAAAUCCAGAAGUGUCUGCAGUCAUGAAAAUUAAUGAUGAAAGAGUUGAUCUAGACACUUUUGGUGUAGAGUUAAUCCAUGACAGAGGAGAACCUCCCUUCCCUGUUUAUUAUGUAGAACCAGUGCAACCAAUCAAUUAUUCACAAGAACCUUUGCAAGUUACGCCGAAUUCUGGACAGGUACUGAGACUACGUGGCGGUUCUGUUUUGGGAGAAGGUUAUUUAGAAGUACAGGGCUCACAUCCUGGUUGGGGUAUUGUGUGCGAUCGAACUAACGAGUGGACUCUUAGAGAAGCUAACGUUGUAUGCAGGCAAUUGGGCUAUACUAGAGGAGCUGAAAUGGCGUGGCAAGGUAAGAGUAUCGAGGAUGGUGUAUUAUCUUGGAUAGCAGCAGACAGUGUGCAUUGCGUUGGAAAUGAAACAUAUUUCCAACAUUGCAAAUUUACGCAUGGUUCAGAGUGUAACAUAGCUCGAAAUAGUAUUGGGAUUCGAUGUUUGCCCAAUAGAAUAGCCUAUUGUAGAGAAGAUGAAGUUGCUCAUGAUGGCUUUUGCUAUCAUCUAGCAAACCCUGAUACAGCCCUCAAUCAUGCCGAAGCCUUAGACUACUGCAGCAAUAAAAAGUCCAAAUUAGUGGACAUUAUUAAUCAAAGUGAAAAUGAUUUUAUAUCUGAGUGGCUCAUCCAACAACAUCCAGAUGUGAGGUCAGUAAUGACAUCAGGAUUUGGUUUCACAACACUAAAUCGAACACUCUGGUUGUGGGAAGACUCUAAUCACGCAAAGUUCAAAUUUGCUAAGUGGUGGCCAGGCUGGAUGGCGGAUAAAAUAACACCACCAUCCAUUGGUGCACGUCCUGGAUGUGUAAUCAUGCAACGCAUUUAUCCCUGCUACAACCGUCCAGAUGAAUCUUGUAUUACAGACUACUUCUUCUGGGAUGUUGAAGACUGUGCAGCAUCAAUGAAAGGACAUCACUAUAUUUGCAAGAGACCUUAUAAUGACAUCGGGUGUGUUUAUGGUAAAGGGCAGUAUUACUCAGGAAAAGCGAAUGUCACGCAAUCAGGAGCAAGCUGUCUUCCAUGGGCUGAUGAAUCAAACCAGCAUAUUCUUAAUUUGAAAGUGACUUCAAUGGAAACGAAAGAAAAAUUGAGGGAACAUAAUUAUUGUAGGAAUCCUAAUCCAAACAAGGAAUUAAAACCUUGGUGCUUCACUGGACCCGAUGGAGCGUAUGAUCAUUGUGAUAUUCCACCUUGCGCGAAUCAAGGUUCAAACAGGUCACCUGUUGCAGCGGGGCGCUGCAAGCCAAAACACUUUGAAUGCACUCCAGGAGAAUGCAUUCCUUCACCUUGGAUUUGCGACGGUGUAGAGGAUUGCACUAACGGAGCCGAUGAGCAAGCAUGUUCUCAGCACCUAGACACUUACACUAAAAAAGAAAAUCAUCGUCUAGAUGGUUACGAUGUCGAGAAAUGGUUGAAUACCCCACUGAAAACUUGUGCUCUUAGAUGUAGAGAAGCUGAUUUCUCAUGCCGAUCAUUCAGUCAUAAGGCUGAUGGUAAUGUAUGUUUACUGAGUGAUAGCAAUAUUGGGCUUAGUGGAGCUCUACAAUUGUCUGAAGACUAUGACUAUUAUGAAAUGAAUGAAAGAAGCCUUGAUUGUACAGAUAUGUUUAUUUGUGAUAAUCAAAAAUGUAUAAAUCAGUCAUUGGUAUGCGAUGGAAAAAAUAAUUGCGGUGAUCGUACCGAUGAAAGUACUUGUAGCCUGGAGAAUUUGGGCUAUGAGAUCAGAUUAAGUGGAUCAACUGCUGAAGAAGAGGGAAGAGUCGAAGUUAAAGUAUGGGGACAGUGGGGACAAGUGUGCGAUGAUGGCUUUGGCUUGAUUGCUGCUAAUGUGGUAUGUAAAGAACUCGGUUACCAGUUCGGUGCUCGAGAAGUUAAAUCUGCAGAUUAUUUUGGUAAAGGCGAUUCUUCGCUUUUCUUGAUGGAUCAAGUAAAAUGUAAAGGAAAUGAAACUUCGUUAAAAGAUUGCGAUUUUGAUGGAUGGGGUGUUCACAACUGUUUACCUGAAGAGGCUGUCGGUAUUGUAUGCAAAACAGCUGUCAAUAUUUGUCCUGAGGGUUCCUGGAAAUGUGACAAUAGUCCUGAAUGUAUUCCAACACCAUUCAUCUGCGAUGAGGUCAUAGAUUGCGGAGACGCUUCCGACGAAAGUCAUGAGCAUUGUGAUGCACCAUUUGAAUUGCGGCUUGCCGGUGGUAGAAAUCCUCUUGAAGGACGAGUAGAAAUACGUCAUCAUGGAAUUUGGGGCACAGUAUGUGACGACGAUUUUUCCCAGGCAACUGCAACAGUUAUUUGCAAAUCAUUGGGCUAUGGGGGUUCUGCUACAGCAUUGAAAAAUGGUGCGUUUGGGCCUGGAGAAGGGCCUAUUUGGUUGGAUGAGGUUUUCUGCUAUGGAAAUGAGACACAAUUAUAUAAGUGUGAUCAUGACCACUGGGGUCGACAUAACUGUGGCCAUGAUGAAGAUGCCGGAGUCCGGUGCACACCUGGCAUAGCGAAUUUGGAUGAGCAUUCUGGAGAAUCAGUAGCAGACCUACCAGAGAUUUCAAUAAAUGACUUAUUACCCUCUGACUGCGGUAUGCGAGUCGAAGAUUUUGAUGAAAAUGAUGAAUACAUGGCUCGGGUUGUUCACGGCUCUGUUGCUCCAAGAGGGGCAUAUCCAUGGCAGGCAAGUCUCAGAGUUCGUGGACACAGUAGAUCUAGCCACUGGUGUGGUGCGGUAGUAAUUUCCCCACUGUAUGUUCUUACGGCAGCCCAUUGUUUGGAGGGCUAUAAUAAGGGAAUGUAUUUCGUCCGGGUAGGAGAUUAUAACACGGAGAUUGAUGAUGGCACUGAAGUAGAAGUAAAUAUUGAAGAUUACUAUAUCCAUGAAGAUUUUCGAAAAGGGCAACGCAUGAACAAUGAUAUUGCUUUGGUUAAACUGAAGGGAAGAGGCAUUCCUCUGGGAAGAAAUGUGAUGCCGAUCUGCUUACCACCAGAAAAUAUUGAAUACCUACCAGGAUUAAAUUGCACUAUCAGUGGAUGGGGUAGUAUUGAAUCUGGAAAAUCUGUUCAAUCCAAUGUUCUACGGUAUGGCUGGGUCCCCAUAUUGGACCAGUCUCUUUGCCAAGCAGAAUAUGUUUAUGGAGAAGGUGCAAUCAGUGAUGGUAUGGUGUGUGCAGGAUAUUUAAAUGAAGGAGUUGAUAGCUGUGAUGGAGAUUCUGGCGGUCCGCUUGCUUGUUAUCAUAACAAUGCGUUUACUCUGUAUGGAUUGACCAGCUGGGGAAAGCACUGCGGAGAAGCUAAUAAACCGGGAGUAUAUGUUCGUAUAGGUCAUUAUAGGCGGUGGAUUGACCAGAAAAUACAAGAAUCUGCAUCUGGACGAUAGAAGUUGAAAAUCAUGAUAGAGGGUACCUAAGCGUCUGGUCACGUUUUUCGAUCACUUGAUCAUUCCGUUUGUACAUUUCAAUUCCCAAGCUCUAAGUAUGUAAAAAUAGAGUGAAGAAUCCAAUCUGGAUUUUUUAUCUUGAAAUCGCGAAAAUAUCCAAGACUGUAGGCUUUAUAUUUUUCCUAUUUUUGGGCGAAAAAUAAGGUAUUUUAGAAAUCUAUUCCGUGACACUUUCUCAACAUAUUUUGAUCCAAAGAAUACGAACCUCUGGAGAAAAUUAGGCGAAGAAUGAAUGAAGGCAUCUUAGUUAUUUCACUUUUCAGAGCAACAAAUUAUUGAUGACUCGAUCACUUUUAUAGGUAGAUCAAUUAGCUCACAGAUUCGUGGGUUCAAACAACGUAGAGAUACAUCAUUUAAAAAAACUGAUUUUUGACCUGAAAUUCGAGCAUUUUAAAAAUUGAUUCUGUGUCACUUUCGUACUGUAUUUUGACUAAAUGAAUAAAAAUCAGCCGUCGAAUGUGACAUUCUACAAAGUCAGCAAUCGUAGGAAGCUGCUGAAGAAGGACCAUUGCGAGAACAGAGACAUAGCACUCACCUUCUAUAGGAAGUGUAUUUACGUCUGUGAAUAAAUAUGUUAAUGAAGCGAUUGUUAUAUGUGUCCUAUCUGCAUAACUUGUUAAUAAACGAACAGCCAUUUUUAAAUUGA
This is a messenger RNA of Athalia rosae (coleseed sawfly), 7666 nucleotides long. RefSeq lists its product as uncharacterized. Gene Ontology annotation, molecular function: serine-type endopeptidase activity; protein binding; chitin binding. Gene Ontology annotation, cellular component: extracellular region; membrane. NCBI's taxonomy places the organism in Eukaryota, Metazoa, Arthropoda, Insecta, Hymenoptera, Athaliidae. The record is from RefSeq and is a predicted model, not a curated record. Bases 145 to 6960 code for a protein of 2271 amino acids. The transcript has 28 exons. Gene Ontology annotation, biological process: proteolysis.